AUGGGACUCGCAUUCUCCCGACUGUGGGAGCGUAUGUUCGGCAAGAAGGAGAUGCGUAUACUGAUGGUGGGUCUGGACGCGGCCGGUAAGACGACCAUCCUGUACAAGCUCAAGCUCGGAGAGGUGGUGACAACUAUCCCCACCAUCGGGUUUAACGUGGAGACUGUAGAAUACAAAAACAUUAGCUUCACCGUUUGGGACGUCGGAGGGCAGGACAAGAUCAGGCCGCUGUGGAGGCACUACUACCAGAACACGCAGGGGCUGAUCUUUGUCGUGGACUCUAACGACAGAGACCGCGUCGAUGCCGCACGGGACGAACUCCACCGCAUGCUCAACGAGGACGAACUGCGCGAGUCCAUCCUUCUCGUGUUCGCUAACAAGCAGGACCUUCCCAACGCCAUGUCAGCGGCAGAGAUGACGGACAAGUUGGGCCUGCACGGCCUGCGCCACCGGCAAUGGUAUAUCCAGGCAUGCUGUGCCACAACGGGCGAUGGUCUUUACGAGGGCCUCGACUGGCUCUCAGCCACCCUCUCCAAGAGGAAGUGAGCUGGCCAAAGGCUAAUUUGUGGACGGAGAUCCAACAGCCUCAUUUGUGGCUUAAAGCUUGUACGGGCGUGUAGCAAGAGCGGUCCGGUACGUGUGAAGACGUUUCUGCUUGGUCACUGUCUCGCGCUGAUGCUGACGUCCAUUUAUCAAGCUGUUCGUACCUGACCAGUAGACAAAUUUCCGGGAGUCGUUUUGCGUCGAAUUUUGGGGACGACGACAAAGUGACAAGACAUGGCCGCCCGUCGUGUUUAUGUGUGUAACCGUAGUGCUUUCACACGGGCCGUAGCUCUGCUGCAGUGACUUGAGUUGAGAAGGCCGUAGCAUAGCAUGGGUUGGCCGGCCUCUGUACGAUUAUCGGCAGAUGCCACGCACAACCGUGCCGGUUUUUAAUGACCGAGGCUGUUGGGCUCUUGAACAGGCGAAGAAAGGCCUAGACCAGAGCUUCCGGUGGAACGGAAUUGUCUGUACGCUCGAGACGCACAAAGCCCCGCGUAGCUGCGUACCAGGCUGCAGAGAUUUUGGAUUGUUCUGAGACACCGUUGGCAGCCCCGCAAAGGGCUUUGUUUGAGAAGGGGUGGGGUGGGGGGGGGGGCACUUUUUUUCAUGUUAAAUAUAGCCUGCGAAGGCGUGUACGUAGCCUUUGGCAAAGCACCUACGUCAAGUCUGAUUCCUGUUGGCGCAGGAAGAACAACUAGGCAUGCGUCAUCAACUACAGCUCUUGCUUGAGAAAGACAGGGCAGGUAUGCAAAGGCGUUCGGGGCCUUGUUGGAGUUUGUGCAACAAUAAGUGGUAAUUGAUGUGCCUCAGCACUGCAGUCGUUACCCCAGGUCUGCUUUUCCAUGUGUCUUCAUGUGUCUUGUGCUCCGGGAUUUUUGUGGCCUCCAACGAAGAUGAGAUGCGCACACCCUCAAAACGUCAACUGGCCUGACUUUAAAGGGACAGGCAAUUCCUUGUACACUUGGAUCGCGUGUUGACAUCGUGGAAACGGCGUCCCCGACGCUCUUUUCAAGGUGAAAGAGCUUCGUAUGUGGGCAACAGGAUUUUGCCACGUUGGUACACGGUUCGAUUCCAUUGUAGGUAAAAGUUUUUUUCAAGUGU
Molecule: messenger RNA, 1644 nt
Organism: Ectocarpus siliculosus
Lineage: Eukaryota; Phaeophyceae; Ectocarpales; Ectocarpaceae
Source: the annotation of a GenBank genome assembly